AUGCCUACAGACGCUGAUUAUUUAAUCGAUUCUCAAGACCCUCGUCAUCCAGCAAAUUUGAUCUGUACACUAUGCAAGCAGUUCUUUGAUUUCAAUUGGUGUACUGGUACUGGUGGUGGUAUAUCCAUCAAGCAUCCACAGACUGGGCAUCUUUAUGUAGCUCCCUCAGGUGUGCAAAAGGAGCAGAUGAAACCUCAUGAUAUGUUUGUUGUUGAUGGCAAGAGCUAUGAGUAUUUGAGGAUCCCACCAGGUUUGAAACCAAGCGCUUGUACACCACUUUUCAAUGCAUGCUACAAGUACAAAUCUGCUGGUGCUAUUGUUCAUACCCAUUCUUUAAAUGCUGUGACAUGUUCACUAAUAUUUGGCCAAGAGUUUAGAAUUAGAGGUGUGGAACAGAUUAAGGCAAUCCCAAGUGAUCGUAAAGAUCCCAGCACGGGUAAAGUAUUAAAUCUAAACUGGGACGAUACAUGUGUUAUUCCAAUCAUUGAAAAUAGACCACAUGAGGACCAGUUAGAGGAUCCAUUAAUGGAAACUUUUGAGAAAUAUCCUCAUGCAUGUGCAGUAAUAGUUAGACGCCAUGGUAUAUUCGUCUGGGGUCCUACUAUAGAGAAGGCUAAAGUCAUCAAUGAAGCGCUUGAUUAUUUAAUGGAAUUAGCAGUAAAAAUGCACCAGUUGGGUAUUCCACCCGACUGUAGUGUGGGUCAGGAAUCUAAAUACAUAUCAAAGCAUUAA
Zygosaccharomyces rouxii is the source of this 732-nucleotide messenger RNA. It is a transcript of the gene MDE1, whose product is annotated as methylthioribulose 1-phosphate dehydratase MDE1. Gene Ontology annotation, molecular function: metal ion binding; methylthioribulose 1-phosphate dehydratase activity. NCBI's taxonomy places the organism in Eukaryota, Fungi, Ascomycota, Saccharomycetes, Saccharomycetales, Saccharomycetaceae. The transcript has a single exon. The record is from RefSeq and is a predicted model, not a curated record. Bases 1 to 732 code for a protein of 243 amino acids. Gene Ontology annotation, cellular component: cytoplasm.